Messenger RNA from Hypoxylon trugodes, 1329 nucleotides. Its product is annotated as SGNH hydrolase. Bases 262 to 1026 code for a protein of 254 amino acids. The transcript has 4 exons. Lineage: Eukaryota; Fungi; Ascomycota; Sordariomycetes; Xylariales; Hypoxylaceae. The record is from RefSeq and is a predicted model, not a curated record.
UCUCUGAUUGGUUGCCGCUUUCAUGGAACUUGUUCUAACACCUUCGGCAGAAAUACAUCCGUAUUGAUCGGGCCGUGCCUAUCUACCUAAAGUAUGAGGACAUGCAUGUGUCACGAAAUUUUGAGUAAAACUCCCCUCAUUACUUUGUCCACUAUUUUAGUCCCAACUCGUCUGGUGCUUUGUUGUGGGUGACCCGUCCUAAUCUCCUCCUAGUCUUCACCGAGAUAACCAACUUCCCCUUCUGGAUCCUCAUUCGAAACCAUGGCUAAGCCAUAUAACCAGAUAGUCCUAUUUGGGGACUCGCUCUUCCAAAACGCCAGUGAAGUUCAAGGUGGCUUCUCGUUUCAUGGAGCGCUACAGCAUCACUGUAUACGAUUCCUAGAUGUGAUCAAUAGGGGCUUCUCUGGUUAUAAUACUAAGAAUGCCUUGGAAUACCUUCCCCAAAUAUUCUUACCACCAUCAUCCUCGGGUCCUCAGAUAGAAUACCUACUUGUACUACUGGGUGCGAACGAUGCGGCUCUCCCAAUUCCGACCAAUACUCAAGGGGUUCCAAUUGAGCAGUACAAAGAGAACCUAAUCAAGAUCAUCACCCACGAUCACAUAAAAGCUCACAAUCCAAAGAUCCUACUGGUCACGCCACCUCCACUAGAUGAGAUUCGACUUACUCCUCUUGACACGGCCGUAGGCCACCCGCAAUCGACGAGGCAAGCGGCUGUGAGCGCUGCUUACUCUGAGACUGCCCGAAAAGUGGCCGCCGAGGUUCCCGGUGUGGUGCUUAUCGAUCUGCAAAAGGCAAUUAUGGAUAAAGCCAUUUCCCUGACUCCGGACUUCGACGCGAAUGGUUCUCCUUUAGGGCAUCCUGGAGGCAAGCGAGGUGCCCUGGAACAACUUUUACCAGAUGGGUUACACAUGAGCGGAGAAGCCUACAAGGUCUUCUUUGAUAUUGUCAAGCCACAUAUCGAUCCGUUCCCCGAAGGAAAGGAAGUCUUCCCGCGUUGGCGGGAGUUGAAUCCUGGUACAUUGUAAUCGCUCAUAGCUAGCAUAGAAACAACAAGAUGCUAUCGGUUGGGAGGAUUUCUGAAAAUAGAAAAGCCAAGUUACUCAUAUAUAUGACUCCUUUGCUCCUCCGAAUUAAUUCAAUUGUAUAUGUGAGAAGUGUGCAACCGAUAAUGGAUGGAGUUAAUUGUUGUUAUGUAGAACAUAACGAUGCAGGAGUGAAGUACACUAACGCAGGCGAAUCCUUCUGAAGUAUCCGUGUCAAUCAGGUACCUACCUCUAUAUACACAGUUGCAUUGGGGAAGAAUGGGCCCUGGUAGUGCUCAUUAAGUU